Messenger RNA from Gordionus sp. m RMFG-2023, 2774 nucleotides. RefSeq lists its product as uncharacterized. Gene Ontology annotation, cellular component: integrator complex. Lineage: Eukaryota; Metazoa; Nematomorpha; Gordioida; Chordodea; Parachordodidae. The record is from RefSeq and is a predicted model, not a curated record. Gene Ontology annotation, biological process: snRNA 3'-end processing. The transcript is spliced from 15 exons. Bases 176 to 2338 code for a protein of 720 amino acids.
UAUAACAUGCUCCUAUGUGGAAGUUAAAAUCAUAUUCUCGCAACUAUUUAAAGAAUAUUUUGGUCAAGAAAUUAAUUCAAAGGAUGCAGACUUAUCAGCUCUCUCAUUUCUAAUAAACCUUUCUUCCUUAUCUAGCCCAGUCUCCAACAUUGUUUUGGACUCUUUUUGGCCACUAAUGUCUUUGCACAAUUAUGACAUAUGGAAUUAUGGGAUAGAUCUUUACACAUCUGUUCUAUUCAAUUGGCAAGACGUUCCACGUUUCACUGAUUCAACAGCCAAAGCCUUUUACAAUUAUUACAGCGGUGGUUCUAAUGGGCAAUUGUACAACCAUGUUCUUAGACCUAUAAUUCUUAAAAUGAUUGAUCCCAAAAAGAAGAAAUCUCACAAAGCAUCUUAUUUCAUGCGCGAAUUGUGUCAAAAAACUUUGGAGAAAUUGGUGAGUAAUAUUCAAAAAACUCUAUACGUAUAUGGCAAUACGGUGGAUCCCCAACAAACUACUGGAAUUUUGGUGCCUAUCUUUGAAAGCUUCAAGGACGAAAAUGUUAUCAGACUCAUAUGCCACCACUACGUCAACUGCUUACAAUUAACGACAGCUAACGACCAUUUCGACGCAGUCACGUGGUACAAAAAUUUUAUAACUUCUAUGUGCGUCUAUUACAAUGAUCAAAAUUAUUCGUUUAUCAUAAUAAAGCAACUAUUUCUAAGUGCAGACACUCAACAAAAGCUAGUAGUCUUAUUGGGAUUCAUUGAUGCGCUCGAAUCACUGGGUUACCCUAACGGCAAAGACUUAUACUCCCACAAUUUUAUGGAUCUCUUACUAAACCACCCUAUUGACACAUCAUCUAACUCAGAAAGAAUUGUUAAGGAUAAUAUCGUCAGCCGCGAAACGGAAGAAGAAUUGGAUUCCCGUGAAACCCGAUUGGAAGGAAUUGAAGCAGAAGAAGGCGAAUAUUACUUGAAAAUAUUGGGGAUUGCUGAAAAAAUGUUAGGCUACGUAUUCGAGGAAAAACGUUGCGAAGAAUUCGACCAUUUUAGUGAUAACGGUGCUCUAACCAAUUUUAUUUAUAAAUUUUUGAAUUCUUUUGUCACGCUAUUACCCGAUAUCAUAAGAAAACCAAUAUUUAUUACAGAAACGUUGAGCUCGAAGCUUUUGAAGUUCUUGUCCACUUUUAUUGACGGAUCUCAUAAAGGCAUAUCGUCGAAUUUCUUACUUCAUCCUUUUAAGGAUACCCCACAUUUCAUAAUUUUCACAAACUUUGCCAAAGCCUAUUUCAAAUGUCACGUUUUACAACAAACUGAUAUAAUUCGUAAAACGAAUAAUUUCCAAGUCAUAAACUCGCUUUUACCAAAUCUGAUCUUGAAUGAAGAUUUUCCUAGCGACAAUAAGAGAGAAGGCUCUGGUAGCGAUUCUACUCACUAUUACUUUGUCAAAAUCUUGAUCGAUGCGUGUUUCGAAUACUAUGAUUUUCAACAAGAUAAUCAUUCAACUCCUCACCAGGACUCUUCGGAAAAUAUUUCCUUAUUUUCGGAGAAUAUGCUCUUACAAAAUGAUACCUCGUCCCAUCAAUCGAAUCAGAUUAUUGCCGGUAAUAACCUGGAUAGGAGAAAGAUCAUAAAAACUAGGCAUAUCAACGAACGCGAUAGGGAAGAUAUUUUGAACAAUAAAAAUUACCUAACGCGUUCCAUUAACGAUCAUCUGAUAUGCACCCUCCUUGACUCAAUUUUGCUUCCGGCUAUCCAACAACCGAAAACUUCUAAUCACAACCAAUUAUUAUAUAAUCGCCUCUCCAAACUUAUCCUGGAUCAUUUAUGUUGUUCAAACAAUUCUUAUAGUCCUCGUGGACGUAAGGAGUUAGAGAUGGAUAAUAUAACGUUGGACGAGAGUUUAGUCGCCAUUUUGCAACAAAAUAGCGGAGAUAAUGAUAGCCCGAUCACUUUCGAAUGGGGUAAUAUAGCUCUUCACAAGGCUAACAUUACAAGGGACGCCAAAAUAGUGAAAAGACUAAAGAAAUAUCCCUUCAUAUGGCCUUUAAUGACUCAAGUCUUCUCCAAAAUUAACGUUACCAAACCUAUUACAACAGAAUGUGCUUUCUUAUUAAGGACCACCAUGUCUUACUUAUUAGUGCAUUGGGAAGGUGAUAGAAACCCUUACGCCCAUAUAUCGACACCUUUCUAUGGUUUAACCAUAGAUUUGUUAACUACUUUGAAUCAAGCUAAUAUUUUACCAAAUCUAUUUAUCAACAUACUCAUUAUAUUACCUUAUCUUCCAACCUUUGAGAUUCACACCAUUUUAGUGAUUAUAUGGAACUAUCUACAUGUAACAUUUUUUUGUAAAUAACUAAUAAUAUUAAAUAGGUGAAUUCAAUAUGUAUUGAUACAAGUGAUUUUGAUAAAAAGCGGCCAAAUUUAGAUGAUGCUUCUUCAAAACUCUUCCGAUCAAUAUUUCAAAAACAUAUAACAAAAAUUGGAAAAUAUUAUAGUCUCUUUUUUAAAUAAGUCUCUUUUCAUAUCUAGGUAUUACUGGCAAUAUAAAGUUUCCAAAUUGUGAAUCUUGUGUUAUAAAAUAUGCAAAAGAUGAUUGGUGUGCUUGCUAUAUAACAUUUUAUUUAUUUUAAAAUAUUAUUUAUAAUACUUUCAAAGCAAGUCGCUGAGUAGGAUUUAAUUGAGUAAAUUCAUUUACUUGUUUCAUAAUUCCAACCUACAUAAAUUAUAUAAUUUAAAUAAUAUGAUUUACCUGUAUUGGUGAUUCAAUAUUUUUUUGUAAGAUAUCAAGC